AUGGCACCGCUCAAGGUGUGGUGGUUUGCAGCCGUGAUCGGAUGCCUUCUAGCACUUGGUACUGCACUUGCAAGUGCACCAGUGCAUGUGAGUCUUCGACAUGGCUGGCACAACUACACUGAUGGUGCGGCACAUGCGGCACCGUUGCUUGAAAUGCUCGAGGCGGCACACGACGUGUGGCCUCGACAUUUUUUCACGCUCGUGUCCCUCGUGUGGGAAAGUCCAUCGAGCGCCGAUUAUCUUAGGCGUAUGUCAUACAAGGAACAAUAUCGCUACGUGGAGGAGCAAUUGCAUCGGCUUGGUAGUGGAUGGGGAGCAAAGAACGUGGAUGAUCGCCUUGAUGAAUGGCGUAUCCAAGUUGCGCAGCAUGCUCAGUCUGCGCGAAUCGAGUCGUACUACCAGCUGUUUAAUUCAAAUAAGAUGAUUCAGGACUUGAAUGUGCAAUGCGACACAUUUGUACUCGUAAAUGACCAAGCCUACUGCUCACCUGCCGAAGCAAGAAAAAUAAUUCUUCACAACUUAACGUCCUCGCCUCAUCUACUCUCGAGCGACCAUGUAUUUCCGUCUCAAACAGCCCCAGCUCCCACGGUUGUGCUGUACACAGAUCCAUACUCUGCGACACUAACUGAGUUUCACAAUGAACUAAAGCGGCUAGCGAGUGAAUGGCGCAUCAAGUAUGUACUGCGCUGGCGUCCAUCUAUGGCACCUGUCAUCGCUCGGCCUAUGUCUCAAUAUCUUUCUGGAUUUGGCGCAGCAAUGCAUUUGAAAAAGGUGGAUUAUCUCGUGCUGGAUGAUCGGCACAUUGACGUGUCAGAGCAUGCUGAGCUGAACUUGGCCGCCGAGCCGGAUCGUGUCAGCACUUACUAUGAUGACCUUCAGGAGAGAAUGCAUGCAUAUUCGGGCACUCAGCGUAUGAACUCUGUACAAGAAGCCAUUUUACGUCACUCAAACUUGACCCUCAAAGACGCACUCUUUGUUGGUCAAGCGGCGGCUCAUGUGAUUCUCAGUUCUGACGAUCCGCUGUCUGCAUGGGAGUCACUUGCACUCGAUUUUCCAGCUCAUUCAGCUGCUUUGUCGGCGUACAGCAGCGCUCUGCCGGAAGACGACCCAAUCAUAGAGAGUCUGAACAGCAGGGACUGGCGUGAAGCGAGUCCGGGUGUCACGCAACUCUGGAUCAAUGGACGGCGUGUUCUUGAGUCGGAGCUGCAACCAAUCACGGUACUCCGAAUCAUUCAAGAAGAAUGGGAUCUGAUCCAAGCAUUUGGUGCGCCGGAGAUUGGUGUGUCGCCCUCUGGCGUUCAGACGAUUCUCUCAAGUGAGCUGAUUCGCGCUGCAUUCUUACCGUCUGAGCAAAAGGUCAUGUUGUAUGAUGCCAGUGAUAGAAUUGAGCGCGCUCAAGAAGCUGGCAUGCCCGUCAUUUCCUGGAUAAAUGAUCUUCGAAGCGACAAAUUCUCCAUCUGGCCUGGAUCAAUUCAGGAAAUGUCUCAGUAUCGCUGGAUUACCGGCUUUCCGCUUGUCAAUAAGAAUUUCUUUCAGCUUGUUGUUCUCCUUGACAUGCGUGAUCCGAAAGCUCUUUCUCUCAUGAGCAUGUACAUGGAGGCCAUGCUUACUGAGGUAGCCGUUCAAUGGGGUUUGGUGCCUGUCAUUGAAGAUGAAGAGACUGAAGUAUUAGCGCAGGUUCUAUGGCUCGGUAUUCAGGCACUUUCGCCAUUUGAACUUCCCUUGCUAUGGCAGCGACUCGCUCAUUCGCCGUCCGCGUCUGAUGCACACAUCGAUUCUGCCACGGCAAGAGCUACACUCCAAAGCAUGCUUCCUUCCAGUUUUCUAGAAGACAGCGACGUCAUCGAAUUUCUCCAAGGGAAACACAUAAUGCCAAGAUUCCAACGUAUGAUGGAGCUUUCGCGCGAGUACCAGCAUCGUUUGCACACCGUCAAGCGCCCCGGCUCAUCUGGCGUGGCUUAUCUGAAUGGGCAAGAGCUUAGCUUAGACGAGCACUUUGUUUCCCAGCUAGUGGCUGCUAUUUCGCAUCAGGUUCAGCUUGCGUGGGUAGACAUGCGAAGUGGCUAUAUCGAUGAGAAGGAUCGGGCAUCAGAGUACUUUUAUGAUUUGCCAGGUACUGCACGACGGCGUUCCGCCCUUGUUACUGUUGUUGAAGAUGCUCGUGCCCUCAGACGGUCUACAUCGUACUUGCGACUGACAGAUUUGUUCCAACUGUUGGGCCCGAAAGCUUGGAUCAUGCGGCAGUUCCUUUAUAUGCCGGGCGAUGUGCACGUGUCGCUUCGAAUUAUUGGUGAUUUGAAUGCGCCAGCGACGAGAAAGAUCAUUCUCUCGGCUCUCGAAGCUAUGAAGACUGGUUCAUUACCUUUCCGUCUCUCUUUCGCUCAUUUGGCCGAUACGCGGGGUGUUUUGUCAGACUGGCUCUUGGAUGCUAUGCACUCAGAGACGUUCUCGAAAAUUCCGCCCGCUGAGCUAUAUGAUGCACUCCAAUCAGACGAUAUAUCCACUGCUCUCGCGGCGCUCUCAGCCUCGUAUGGGAUCCAGUCAUCAGGCGAAUCUUGGAAGCCGAUUCUUGCUGCCUUUACUCAGUUAUUGGAUCUACCUCAUGAUUGGCACCCAAUCCUGCUUCUUAAUGGUCAAGUGCUGGAUCACAUCGAAGGCAUCACCGAGUUCGAUCUUAAUGCAGUGGUAAGCUGGGAAGAAACCUUCCAUAUCAAGACGCUGCUCAACUCUCUUGAUGUGCCAGUGGAUGUUGGCGAUGUGCGUGCCCAAGCCCUGGAAGCAGCUGUAUCCGUGUUGGGCUCUGCCUAUGCGAAACAGUCAGGUAACGGUGGCCCAUUUAAGAAAGACUUGGAGGGGCGAGAUGAGCCGGCCCUGUUUAUGCAAAAUUCGCUGUUGACCUGGCACUUGGGCGAUGAGGCCUCUCCUAUUCAUGUCGCAGGCUUGAUGGACCCCAUCAGUGUGAACGCGCCUGUUAUGGCGAGUUUGAUUCGCAUGUUAUCGUCGAUGCGUGGCGUGCGUGUUAGUAUGCUGAUGAAUCCCCGGCUUCGUCAGCCGACACUUCCCUUGCAAAAGUUUACUCGUUUCGACUACCGUGUCGUGCCUCACUUCAACGACGAUGGCGAUGAAGUGAUGCCAAGCCUUACGUUCGCUAGGCUUCCAGAACAAGCGGUGUUAACGAUGCAGAUCCAAGCGCCUCGUUCGCUCGUGGCCAUGGCUGAUGAAGCUGUGUACGACUUGGACAAUGUGCGUCUGGCAGAUGUGCACGGAAGUUUGGAUGCCGUUUACUCUGUCAACAGUGUAUUAAUUGAGGGUCAUGCUCGUGCACAGUAUGGCCCUAUUCCUGAGGGUUUGCAGCUUGUCCUGUCGACCCAAGAUGGCCGCUAUCACCUCGAUACGAUUGUCAUGGAGAAUCUUGGCUACUUCCAAUUUCGUGCGCAGCCUGGCCAUUGGUCCUUAAACAUCCGUGACGGGCGGAGCUCUGAGCUCUACGAUAUGAUUAGUGUUGGCACGUUUGGCUGGUCAAGUCCUCCCGUGAGCCAGACCGGCUCGACUAUCAUGCUUGAUGCUUUGUCAGGAGGUCUUAUUUUCCCUGUUUUCCAGAAGCGUCCUGGUAAGGAGGCGGAUGAUCUCAUUGCGGAUGUAGGCAUGCCAACAACCUCUAAGCUUCCCACAUUUAUGCGUGACUUGUUCAAGCAUGCGAAUCAUGCACUACAACGUAUACGCACUAAGAAGGGCAAGCAUGCCGACAUUAACAUUUUCACGCUUGCCAGUGGUCAUUUGUAUGAGCGCAUGACAUACAUCAUGAUUCUAAGGUGUGUAUUUUACGCGAUUUUUGUUUUGCCAACGGCAUGA
This is a messenger RNA of Malassezia globosa CBS 7966, 3852 nucleotides long. RefSeq lists its product as uncharacterized. The transcript has a single exon. Gene Ontology annotation, cellular component: endoplasmic reticulum. Bases 1 to 3852 code for a protein of 1283 amino acids. NCBI's taxonomy places the organism in Eukaryota, Fungi, Basidiomycota, Malasseziomycetes, Malasseziales, Malasseziaceae. Gene Ontology annotation, molecular function: UDP-glucose:glycoprotein glucosyltransferase activity. The record is from RefSeq and is a predicted model, not a curated record.